AUGGAGACUGAACAACAGGAAGAGACCUUUACCAACACAGAGACAAAUGGCAAACGUCCUGCAGAAGAUAUGGAAGAAGAACAGGCCUUCAAAAGAUCUCGGAAUACAGAUGAGAUGGUUGAAUUGCGCAUCUUGCUUCAAAGCAAAAAUGCUGGAGCAGUGAUUGGAAAAGGUGGCAAAAAUAUUAAGGCACUUCGUACAGAUUACAAUGCAAGUGUUUCAGUCCCAGACAGCAGUGGCCCCGAGCGUAUCUUGAGUAUAAGUGCAGAUACAGAGACAAUUGGAGAAAUCUUGAAGAAGAUUAUCCCUACUUUAGAAGAGUAUCAGCACUACAAAGGUAACGACUUUGACUGUGAAUUAAGACUUCUAAUUCACCAAAGUCUAGCAGGAGGAAUUAUUGGUGUUAAGGGUGCUAAAAUCAAAGAACUCAGAGAGAACACUCAAACCACCAUUAAGCUCUUUCAAGAAUGUUGUCCUCAUUCCACUGAUAGAGUGGUGCUUAUUGGUGGAAAACCUGAUAGAGUUGUGGAGUGUAUCAAGAUUAUCUUGGAUCUUAUCUCUGAGUCUCCAAUUAAAGGACGGGCCCAGCCUUACGAUCCCAAUUUCUAUGAUGAAACGUAUGACUAUGGUGGCUUUACAAUGAUGUUUGAUGAUAGAAGGGGACGUCCAGUAGGCUUUCCAAUGCGUGGAAGAGGAGGCUUUGAUCGAAUGCCUCCUGGUCGUGGCGGACGACCUAUGCCUCCAUCAAGAAGAGAUUAUGAUGAUAUGAGCCCUCGCAGAGGACCUCCACCACCUCCGCCAGGUCGUGGUGGCAGAGGUGGCAGCAGAGCUCGUAAUCUUCCUCUUCCUCCUCCACCACCUCCUCGUGGCGGGGAUCUUAUGUCUUAUGAUCGAAGAGGUAGACCUGGAGACCGUUAUGAUGGAAUGGGUGGCUCUGGAUAUGGGGGCCGUGGUUCAUAUGGAGAUCUUGGUGGACCCAUCAUCACAACACAAGUAACGAUUCCCAAAGAUUUGGCAGGUUCUAUUAUUGGAAAGGGAGGCCAGAGAAUCAAACAAAUACGUCAUGAGUCAGGAGCUUCAAUCAAAAUUGAUGAACCGCUAGAAGGCUCAGAAGAUCGAAUAAUAACUAUUACAGGAACACAGGACCAGAUACAAAAUGCUCAGUAUUUACUGCAGAACAGUGUGAAGCAGUAUGCAGAUGUUGAAGGAUUCUAA
Molecule: messenger RNA, 1215 nt
Organism: Chiroxiphia lanceolata (lance-tailed manakin)
Lineage: Eukaryota; Metazoa; Chordata; Aves; Passeriformes; Pipridae
Product: heterogeneous nuclear ribonucleoprotein K-like
Exons: 13
Coding region: 1-1215 (404 amino acids)
Biological process (GO): regulation of transcription by RNA polymerase II; regulation of mRNA splicing, via spliceosome
Cellular component (GO): cytoplasm; nucleus
Molecular function (GO): mRNA binding
Source: RefSeq, a predicted model, not a curated record